Messenger RNA from Armigeres subalbatus, 9033 nucleotides. Its product is annotated as protein tramtrack, alpha isoform. The record is from RefSeq and is a predicted model, not a curated record. Bases 1644 to 4016 code for a protein of 790 amino acids. Gene Ontology annotation, biological process: regulation of transcription by RNA polymerase II. Lineage: Eukaryota; Metazoa; Arthropoda; Insecta; Diptera; Culicidae. Gene Ontology annotation, cellular component: nucleus. The transcript is spliced from 6 exons. Gene Ontology annotation, molecular function: protein binding; DNA binding.
ACUCAUUUCGCCGCCGUCAUCGUCGGACCGCGGAGGUGCGCGCUUCAGUCGUCUUUUCUGCUGGCUGGCAGAGUUUUCUGUAUGUUGCGAUAUCGUUUCGAGGAAGGAAACACGUCGUCUCUGUGCUCGCAGAAAAGUCCGUACAGUGCGGGUGAAAACGCACUCGAUUGUGUCGGAAAAUUGUCUCACCGGAUUGCCGGAAGUGCAUACGUCGCGAAAGUGAUAUUUUCAACCGUCGACGAAUUCGGCAAAGUGGCAAAAAGUGGAUUUUUUAUUGCCAGGGUCCUCAGCCUCCAUUAGCGAAAGAGUUUUCUUGCUGACAUUUUUUUUCGCUCAACCUCUCCCUCUCUUUCGCUUGGCUGCGCGGUCUUUUGGUGGUGGUCGUCGCACUCUCGCUCGCGUUUGCAGUUUGGUUGGCCGCCUUCUCGCGGGAGUAGUGAAGUGGUGUUGGUGCAAGUUUGGUGUGUGUUUUUUUUUAUUCGCCAUCCCUGGAUGCGAUUCGUCGUGGUCAAGAAGCUCGUCGGCGAACAGUGUGUGUAGUUUUGCAUCGCAUCAGCGGCAACAGCAAAAACAACAUCCCGAAGCAUCCAUCCAUCCAUCCAGCAUUGAUCGCCGGUGGUGGCGGUGGCCGCGGUAAAUAGCAGUAGGUCGCACCUCGUCGCGUUCUGCGUCGCGGUUUUGUGUCUAGUGAGCUGUGUGUGUGUGCAGUAGGAUUCGUCAUCGUCGGAGAGAAGGUGAAGACGAGUGUUGCGUGUCGCGCGAUCGCAAUGCACAGUGGGACGAAUCUUGCGCAAGAUUUAUGAGUCAAUUUUCUUGACCUAAGCAGAAAUACUGUAACUGGCGAGCGAACGAGCUGAAAAAUAGUGGCCAAAGGGUGCUCCAUCCAGCCAGCAGAAGAGGGCAGCAGCAGCCAGCAGCGGCACACCACCAUUGUGUGAAGAUAGUGUGUACAGUGUGUUGUUCGUCUUUUACCGAAUUUUUACACCGAGCUCGCCCGGAGCAAAAGAGAGCAGUGUGCUGCGCGAGGAGAAGAGAAGAACAAGAAGAGGAAGAAGAGCAGCGAUCCAUCGUUCAUCAAUCGAAAAAGUGGUCCCGUUUGCCCUUCGCACUGUGAGCUGACGUCGGUCCUGUUCUGUUUGGGUGUUGUGUGUACGUUUUGUCAAACGGGCCACACGCGCGAGUGUUAGUGGAAGUGCUGUUUUUUCCGUAGUUAUUUGGCGAAUCAGCCACACAAUCCCGGAGCCGUCAUCGCGAUUCGUCCAUCCAUCUUCCGGAGUUGGAACUGUAGUCUCCGCGAACAACAGCUAAUUGACUCUUGAAACCGCGCAGCGAUAUCAGCUCAGGAGCAGCAGUGAACACGCGGACGUGGCGAGAGGCAAAGGGUUUCGUUUCUUGUUGACCAUCCUGGGCGGCUCGCGGAAGGAACAAAGCAACGGGAGAGGAAGGAUUUAAUUUUCUUUUUGUAUUUCGGUUCCGGCGCUGAUGACGUACGCUGCGUUCGAGCUUCUGCAAGUUCCGUAGCAGUGCGGUGCUGCUACGCGCGCGCCCCGUAGUCCAACUUCUCGUAUCCUAGUUAGUUGUUUCACCCGCAACUAAUAUUGGCCACGGGAACGAAGCUACGCUGGUGGAACCUGGCGGCCACAAUGUCGGUGCAGCAGUACUGCCUACGUUGGAACAAUCACCAGCCGAACUUCAUCUCCGUCUUCUCGACCCUGCUGCACAAUGAGAGCCUGGUGGACGUCACACUGGCUGCCGAGGGCCGACAGCUGCAGGCCCACAAGGUGGUGCUGUCGGCGUGCAGUUCCUACUUUCAGUCCCUGUUCACCGCAAACCCCUGCCAACACCCGAUAGUGAUACUGAAGGACGUACAGUACAACGACCUCAAAACGAUGGUAGAUUUCAUGUACUACGGGGAGGUGAAUGUGUCUACCGAACAGCUGCCCCAGGUGCUAAAAACGGCAGAGAUGCUAAAAAUCAAAGGCCUCGCGGAAAUGCCGGACGCUUCCGCGGUGUGUAAGGCCGACCCGAGCAAGCUCGACCAUCCGGACCUGGUGGGCGCCGGUCUAGGUCCGGGUGGAACAGGCGGACCGGAGUCGAUGUGGGGCAGUGCAGAAUCUCAACAGCAGCAGGUCGCUGCCCAGCAGCAACAACAACAGCAAUACCACCAGCAGCUACAGGCCCAGCAGACACAGCUGCGAAGGACACCCUCCCCCACCACCAACAUGUCCCCGGCGGCACGGCGGAAACGGUUAAGGAAAACCUCGACCGGGUCGGGUUCGCUCUCUACCGAACGCAUCCAGCAGCAACAGCAGCAGCACCACCAGCAUCAGCAGCAGCAAGAAGAGCACGGUACCAACGCGGACGGAACGAUAAACAUCGUGCCGCAUCUGCACAUACAGCAACAGGUUGAUAACAUAUCGUACAGCACCAGUCACAGUGCACUAGCGUCGCUUGCGGGAGCAGCGGGCGGAGCUGGUAACAACAUUAGAAUAAUCAAGGAAAGUCCAAGUUCCGAUGUUGACCAGCAGCAGCAUGAAUCGUCGCAGGAGAGUGUGGACGAGUCGGGCCACCAUAUCCCCAGCAUCAUCAAAACCGAAGACUUGAGUGGUGUGACGCAAAACAUACCGAUGGACAUAUCCGCGACGUCGACUAGCGUGGCGGCAGUCAAUAUCCCGCAAUCGCAAUCUCAGCACAGCGGUGGGCAAUGGACUGUAAUCGAUACGAAUUAUUCGAGGUUCGGUAUCGCGUCGUGUCAGACAAAUUUGGGACUCCAGCAGCAGCAUGCACAGGCUCAGGCGCAACAGCAUGCGGCCGCUGCCGCCCAACAGCAGCAUCAUCAGCAGCAGCAACAGGCCGCUCAGGCAGCCCAAGUCGCCGCGGCAGCUAGUCAACAGGCCCAAGCGCAACAGCAAGCGGCGGCGGCAGCGGCAGCAGCUGCGGCGCAGCACCAUCAAGCGCAACAGCAACAGCAAAAUGAUAGCCAAUCGCUGAGCAACAAUGCAGGGGGUGGAGCCAACAGCAACAGCAGUAACCCGCUAUCGAAUGCUUCGACAACCAACUCCAAUGCUCCGACGCCGCAGCCUACUACGCCAGUACAAAUCUACCAGCAUCCGUUCUCACCGCAGAUCAUCUCCGUAAAUCCGAACAACAUGGUCAACAGCUACAGCUCGUCCAACAUCUCGACACCAACGUCACCGCAGGGCGGUAACGAGUCGGCUGUUGCGGCAGCCGCAAUGGUUCAGAGUGUGUACAGUCAUCCUGCAAAUACCAAUCAAACUACAAUCGGCACCACCAGUGCGAGUGGGACAACGACAAUUCAACCGGUGAAACGGAAAAGAUCCGUAAACCCGCAAGGCGACGAAAAUUUCCUGAGAGCAUUGGAGGCCGUGCGGUUCGGAGGUAUUGGCUUUUGCAAGGCCGCUCGGUUGUAUGGCGUGAACAACCGAACUCUAUGGUUAGAAUACAAGAAACGAGGUUACCCCAUCAGUAGGCCCAGUAUAAAAAGUAGGAUAAAGAUGGAACCCAAUAUUUCUCCUCCUCCCUCGACAACCCCCACUGGCGAUGAGAAUGCUUCGUUAGAACACUACGACACUUCGCUUUCCUCUCCCGCGCUUAACAUGACCCUGCAGCAGCAACACCAGCAACAACAGCAGCAGCAGCAACAAGCCCAGCAGCAAGCCCAAGCAGCCCAACAGCAGCAGGCAGCUCAGCAGCAGCAACAAGCGCAGCAACAGCAAACUCAACACCAAACGACGAACGAGAAUGCUGCAACGGCAGCGGCAGCGGCUGCAGCAGCCGCCGCCGUGGCAGCAUCGUCCGCCACUGCCCCGCUGAUGUGCCCGCCGCAUGCGCACCCGAUGGGAGUGAUGGGCUUCCUGGACACCCGGCACGUGGACUUUACGACGGCAGCCGCCGGCAUACACCAAAUGUCCCGGCAGAGGUACCCGGAUACGACCACGGUGAACAUGAACACCGGAGCGGUCAAUUUACAGGGCUUAAACUUUAACUCGAUGUAAGACUAGCGUCCGGGAUACAACUAGACUGGGGGUACUCAUAAAACAGAAGGGGGAGAGGGUGGACUUUGUCGAGAUGGUUGGAACUGUGAUUGGGAAUGAGAUGUACAAAAGUUGUACGAUUCGAAAGGGUUGAUGGGAACGAUGCAAUGGCGUUUGAUUCGAUUAUGUUAGGUAGGUGUUAUGAGCAACUAAUGUACAGCUGAUGUUAUGUACAGCUAAUCAAGGUAUGGACACAGUAUCUUAUGAUCUGUGAAAGAUGUUUCUGAAUUUUACUCGAAGUGUUUUUCGUACAAUUAUACAGAUUUUUUAAAAUACAUUUCAGACUAUUUGAAUUGCUAUAAUCUUUACUGAUUGUAAUUGCAAUACUUCGAGAUACUUUUACAAUGUGGUUAAAAAGAUUUAUCAAAAAAUUAGAUAGCAUACAUAAUACAUCAAUUUUCAAUAUGAAUAACGUUAUUUGUUUGUCUAUUUUUUAUGGAAUGAACACAUUCAAUACAAAUUUUCCGUUCCUAAUAUCGACUAUGUGUCCAAAAUUAUCUGAAAAACUAGAGAAAUAGUAGACUUUCUAAUGCUUUUUAUACAAGUAUAUAUUAUAAAAUCGAUUGAAUCGAACAGAAUUAGUUGAAGUCAUAUAUUUUUGUGUAAUGGGUACUUGAUACAAAAUUGAUUUGGAACUCUCAUCUUCAAUCAGUUGUGUAGAUAAGUUUCAAUACCAACCAACUAUGGUAAUGAUUACACGCAUUGUCCGUCCUAGGACUGCUUACGCCUCCCUUGUCUGGUUGCCUAAAUUUAACGAAGUUCUAGCGAUAACAUUAUGACAUACCGCACGAUGUGUUCGUUACUUCCCAUCUGGAAUGGGAAGAAGGUGGAGCCAGGGUUCCGACUGGUGCUACAAAGUGCUUCACACAUGGAUCCAAAUUGAAUAAUCUGACAGGCUCCGGAAUCUAUGGUCCAAAAACAAAAAUCUCUGUCCACGUCGGACAGUGACCCGCAGUAAUUCAGGCAGAAAUAAAUGCAAUUUCAGAAUGUGCGUUAUUACCUCAUGAGAAAGUAUAAACAUGUAUUUUCUGUGGUAGCUAAGGGAUUGACUAUCUAACUAUUGAGAAAUUUCUAUACGUUUACUUAUGUUGAAUCCCAUGUCAUAUUAGAGAGAGGCCUAGAGAGAAGCGAGAUUGCUGAUGCGCUAGAAAUGGAUCGGAAGAAAGGUUCAUUGAUCCUUUCUGUAAGUUCAGAUCUGUGAGCCGAAAUCGCAUUAAAUUUAGAAGAACGUCCCCUUAUGACCGUAUUAUCAAGAAAAUCAAACAUUUAUUAGGUUUCACCAAAAGAGAACUCGAUACCUACACUGAACACUGCUCCUGCAGAAAUCAUUCACAAAAGAUCGGAGCAAUACAAUCCACAAAAGGGCCGAUGCCCACGUAGCGUUUUUUCAAGCUGCAUGCACGCCGCGUCUACGCAAGGUACCCAGCAUCAAAUGUAGUCGUGCACACGUUUACGUGUGCAUUGCUCCAUUUGAUGCUGGGUACCUUGCGUGAACGCUGCGUGCACGCAUCGUAAAAAACCGCUACGUGGACAUCGGCCUAAAAUUGUCGCUUCUGUGACGAGCAGAGAGAAACAUAAAAACACCUUCUCUGCUUAUGCAGUGCACUCACCCAUCGUAGAUCCACAGUUCUUGGUAAGCCUUUUCUUGCUGACAGGGGGAAGCCCUUAUGGUCUAAUGCCGUUUGGCAUAACGACCAUUUGUCAUAAUGUGUUGAGUACCUCAAGGCCAUUUGGCAUAAUCAGGCUUGACAAAACUCCUAAAACUCGCUAGAGUUAAGUAACAUCAUGAUCAGCAAAAUGGUGCGUUCGUUCACGAAUGAGUAAAAGCGUACAUAAAGCAGAGGACCAAACGAACAGAGUGGCUCCGGCGCGACCCUUUCUAUGUGUUGAAAAUCGCAGAGGCUGUUUGAGUGUAAUUGAGAGUGAGUGACGCACCACAAGAAAAAGAUGAACGACAAACUCGCUUCUGUUUUUCGACGCAUAAGUUCGGGUUAGAUGAUGCUUAUUGUUGUGAGCAUUGAUGCUAAUUUCUGCUCCACAAAAAAAAACUCCUUUUCCACUCCGGCAUGAUUUUAUGACCAGCCUGGGAAUGACCAUCGUUGGGAAGAUGCGUCAAAUACGGCACAACGACUAUUUGAGUAUUAAUAUGAUUCCAUCUUUAGAAGUAUGUUUUUUCCCAGAUCCCCCUUCUUCAAAAGUACGCAUUUUCCAAAAACAAGGCAGAAGAGUAGAUGAUGCCUUCUUCAAAACUACGCAUUUGCCCGGAAUAAGGCAAAGAGUAGAUGACCUUUUCUUUGAAAGUACGCAUUUGCCCGGAAAAAGUAGAAGAGUAGAUUACUCCUUCUUCAAAAGUAUUCAUUUGCCCGGAAUAAGGCAGAAUAGUAGAUGGUGCCUUCUUCAAAAGUACGCAUUUGCCCGGAAUAAGGCAGAAAGUAGAUGAUACCUUCUUUAAAAGUACGCAUUUGCCCGGAAUAAGGCGAAAGAGUCAAUUAUUUCUUAAAAACUCGCAGGUGCCCAGAAUAAGACAAAAAGACAAAUGUCUCUUAUGCUCAGGGCCUGAUUUAUGGGGGGGCCGGGGGGGCCAUGGCCCCGGGCCUCCACAAAUCUUAUGUACCUAAACCAACCUUUUUGUACAUAUUGGGGCCCCCACAAGCUGUCGGCCCCGGGGCCCCCUUCCGGCUAAAUCCGGCCCUGCUUAUGCUAAAUGGCCCUAAAACCAUUAUGAUUAUUUUUGUGUUUAUGCCAAACGGUCGUUAUUCCAAAUGGCCUUAUGCCAAAUGGAUACUGCGGAUAGAGUCGCUUUUUUGUUCUCAAGCGAGAGAAGGAAUAUUUUGAAAUCAAUCGCAUAAGCAACAUUAUUUUGUCGUUACUAAGCUGUCUAACAAAUAUAAUGGGGAAAUAUUUGUCACACAAAAUACAUUCACGAAAAGAACAUUAAUCUAUGAAAUGUUCCAGAACAUAAAUAUUCCCAAUUGGUGAACUCGAAUCAAUUCGUCGUCUCACCAGCCAUCAGCCACUUGUAAAAGUAGAACAAGUACACUUCUGCGGGCUACCAUCUCGAACAUCUUCCCGGCACGUCCACCCUCGAAGCCGGUCAAGUGAUAUUGAUAGCAGAUUGUUAGCCAAAACGAAAACAGAAUAUUUUGUCAGCGGUCAGCGAAGGAAAAAUCAGCAGCGAAAUAGUGUAAAAAAAUACAGUAGAAUUAAACUCUUCACGGAUCAUCAGCUAAUAUGCAUUGGUAAAUUCGCAAUGCUCUAACAGCAAGCACCGCUAUAAAUGAGUUGUCUACCGAGCAGACGAGGAAUCACGACUGUUGUAAUAUAAGUAGCACAUGGAAAAAACAUAAAAGAGGCAGCAUCAAGUCAGAAGAACGCAGUAACAAAUCCGGAACAUAGUUUUUCUACUUGUGGAUUUUGAGCACAGGCAAACUCACUGUAGUUCAUAUAAUGCCAUAGUUUUCAUCGUACCUAUGUGUAUGUCAGAACAAAAUGUGGUUCUCAAACCUUCUGAGUUUUUCUCCUACAUCGAUUAACGAUUCCCACCUGCUUCGAUACAACAUUUUUCCGUUUAUGAACCCAGUGAUUAAUUAUGGAGCGUGACCAUUUCGAGUAGAUUUCUUUUGGUAAAUAUUUCUGGCUUAGGUGUUUCGUCGAUCGUUUUAUUGAUAUUGACAGAGUUUUGAGAUAUUUCAAUCUGUCGCUACGGUUUAUUAUUAAUAAUGAAAAAGAAAACGUUCUCGCAAGCUUAACUAUUUGUUAAUUACGCAUACUUUAAACAAACUUAGCAAAGUGCAAUAAUUGAGAUUAUUUCGACUGUUUAUCGUUUCUUGUUUUACGUUCUUUUAAGUCUUUUGGAUUUUUGUUGAAAAGAAAUCCUAAAGUAAAUGUCUUAGAAUUCAAAAAAAAAGUUUAUCUACUUGCAUUCUCAAUAACAAAGCUUACAAUCAAUCGCUGAAUCAAAAUUUCAUACACAUUUCAACAAACGAAACAUUGAAAAUAGAUUCCAAGGUUGACUGUUGUUUUUUUGAGUUUACGUUUUUGAAGCCGCGCGUUGGAUUUCUGAUUGAAUUAUAAGACGUUUUAUCUUGAAGCUAUUGACGACGAUUGAGCCACAAGCUAUCAGUGCAUUUUUGAAAACUUUAUUCAAUAACAAGUAAAGGUCGACCCUAUUCCGUUCCUAAUAAUUCAUCACCGUUCUGUAAUAUUGUACUGCAUUCUAAAAAAACUAUAUAAAGAUUUUUUUUGUUCAAUAGCAAGAAUUUAGCUCGUAAUGAAAAGUGUAAAAAUGUGAACCUAUAGAAUUCCUUAAACUAGUUUAGCUCAGUCAAUCAACCACGUGAAUUCACUGAGCGCCGGUGAAUUUCAGCCAGAGUAAUAGACAGACAUAGGAAACAAAUGGCUGGUGUGUAUAUUCUACAAUCACUCCCUAAAAAUUUUGAAAACCGUAGUGAAAAACUAGUAUUUUUGUUAACUCUUUUUUAGCAAUUUAAAUACAUGUGUAUAUUUAACUAAAUUAAAUAAAAUUUAAAGUAAGCGAAAUCUUUUAAUGUCAAUAAAUAACAGAAUGAUGUUUCUGAAACGUAAAAAACUAUCCUGAAGAGUCAAACGGCAGAAAAAAAGUAACGCGGUAGAGAAGUUAAACUACAUAGUUUAAGGUAAAAAUAUCAAUAGCUGAAAGGAGAAGCAACUAAAAAAACUGCAAAUAUAAUGGAAAUAAUUAAAAGAAAACUUAUGGUAAUUAAAGUACUUUAAGCAUGUAUAGAAUCAAUAUCUUCUUGAAUAAGUUUAAAUAUAAAUAAAAGAAAAUGCGGAAUGACACAGACACAUGGUAAACUUACUUAAUGGAAGUAAAAUUGAGCAAAACUUGAAUGGACAAAAAGAAAUCAAUACAGAUAUUCAAUGAAAAAAGCAAGUAUUUACUUAUGUGAAUAAUGAAAAUUAAUUUAAAGAAAAAUCUAAUAAAACACAAUGAAAAUGA